This is a messenger RNA of Patella vulgata (common limpet), 4413 nucleotides long. RefSeq names its product E3 ubiquitin-protein ligase AMFR. The transcript is spliced from 16 exons. The coding region runs from base 94 to 2271 and encodes 725 amino acids. Gene Ontology annotation, molecular function: ubiquitin protein ligase activity; ubiquitin binding. The record is from RefSeq and is a predicted model, not a curated record. Lineage: Eukaryota; Metazoa; Mollusca; Gastropoda; Patellidae. Gene Ontology annotation, cellular component: ubiquitin ligase complex; cytosol; endoplasmic reticulum. Gene Ontology annotation, biological process: endoplasmic reticulum unfolded protein response; protein K48-linked ubiquitination; ubiquitin-dependent protein catabolic process.
ACCUUGAACUUUAUAAUGAAAACUUCCGGUUGUAGCGUUUCACAGAAAUGAAAUUUUGAUGAAAUAUUUCAGAUCUCUGAGUAGUAAACAGAUAUGCCUGCAAUAUCAUUAGAACGGAUUCCAUUACCAAGUCUACAGACAUAUACGUCUAUAUCAGCAGUACUGUUGGGAUGUUGUCUUUUAUAUGCACACCAGACAGUGAUGUCUACAGACACUGUAAUCAUAACACCUAUUGCAGAUGACAUAAAAAUAGGCUCUUUAAAAUCAGUUGAAGCAAUUAACAGCACACCUGAAAAAUUAGAAGUUCCAGUAAAAAGUACAAACCCAUAUGAUAUACAUGUACUAACUGGUCAAAAGGAUGAUACAACAGAGAUUAAGGUUAUUGAGUCUACAGAGGAUACUAUAGAAACAUUUGAUGAAAAUGUAAACAUCACUCUACCUUAUGAUAGUUAUGCAUGGAAUAUGAUUUUUAUCCUGACUACAGAAGUAUGGUGUGUUUGGACAUUAGUAAACACAACAUAUUGUGCAUUAAUUUUACUAGCAAAAUCUAUUCAGAAGAUUGUGUUUGGCGAGCUUCGUGUCAGUGAGCAACAGCAUCUUAAAGAUAAGUUUUGGAACUUUGUAUUCUACAAAUUUAUCUUUGUAUUUGGUGUAAUGAAUGUACAAACAAUGGAAGAAGUUGUAUUAUGGGUGGCCUGGUUUUCUUCUCUCGGUUUCUUUCACCUUAUGACACAGCUAUCAAAAGAUAGAUUUGAAUAUCUAUCGUUCUCUCCAACAACCCCACGAUCAGCUCAUAUAAAACUGUUGGUUUUAUUAUUUAUUGUCUUAUUAUCAUGUGGCGGUUUGAUGGCUGUUUGUAUUUAUACUGGUUUCUAUGCUGGAUUGACUAUCUUUUCCUUCAUGGCUGCAGAGUGUAUAUUAUUGGGUAUCCGAACAUUACAUGUAUUGGUCAGGUAUUUUAUACAUUUGUAUGAUAUGAAUGUAGAAGGUGUUUGGGAGAAUCGUUCUACCUAUGUAUAUUUUACAGAACUAGUAUUUGAACUAGCUGCUCUGUCUAUUGACUUUACACAUCAUCUCCAUAUGUUGCUUUGGGGUAAUAUAUUUCUCAGCAUGGCAAGCCUUGUCAUUUGUAUGCAGCUCAGAUAUUUAUUCUAUGAAUUCCAAAGAAGAAUUAAACGUCAUAAAAAUUAUCUUCGUGUUGUUAAAAAUAUGGAUGCUAAGUUUCCUAUGGCAACAACAGAAGAACUGGAGAAAAAUGCUGAUAAUUGUGCUAUAUGCUGGGAAAAAAUGGAUGUUGCUAGAAAAUUACCAUGUGGACAUCUUUUCCACAAUGCUUGUUUAAGAUCAUCAUUAGAACAGGACACAGCAUGUCCGACAUGUCGCAUGUCAUUAGGUGAUGAUCAGCCUGUAGAUAGAGAAGGGGCAAUACCAAUGGCAGCAGCUAAUGUACCCAAUGAUAUUCCUGUUGCCAAUCCAGCUGUCAAUCAACCACUUGUAAAUCAUUUCUUCCAUUUUGAUGGAUCCAGAUAUGUAAGCUGGUUACCAAGUUUUUCUGUAGAAGUGACUCAUACUAGCUUGUUACCCGGGCAACAACAACAACGUAUCCAGACAUCACAGUUAGAUAACAUGGCUCGUCAAGUUCAGAAUGUUUUUCCAAGCAUGCCAUUACCUACUAUUAUGGAUGAUUUACGUGUUACUAGAUCAGUGGAUUUAACAAUAGAUAAUAUUUUAGAAGGAAGGUUAAUUGUGCCACCAACCACCUCAUUAGCAUCAAGAACAGAAAAUACAGAUUCUGCAGUAGAAAUUAUAGAUUCUUUACCUACCAUGUCUGAGGAAAAUAUUAUGACUAAUAGCGAUAUGUCACAAAGCUUGUAUACUACAUCACAUAGAGAAGACUUAGACAUACUACCAUCAGUAGAGAAUACCGAGGAACUUAUAGAUGAGUCUAUGCCUUCUACUUCAACAUCAUUGAGUGAAGAAUUUUCUCCUGGUCUUCAUGUAUCAGGUGGUCGAUUUUCAAAAUCAUCUGAAGAAAGGAUGGACAUGUUAGCUCAGAGAAAAAAUACGAUGAUGACACAAGCACGACGGCGAUUUUUGUCAAGAACUAAUCCAGAUGAUAUUGAUUCCAGUGAUACUACCGAAUAUAGUUGUGAAGAUAUAACAACAAAUUUAUCCGAAUCAACUAACGAAAAUGCUCAAAGCAGAAGAAGUUUGAUUUUAGAAGCCACAGAAAGACGAUUAAAUCCUACACAAUCUGAAUUAUCAAGCUGAUAACACCUCAUAUCAUGUUCUUUUAUUGUACAGAAUUUAUCAUAAUAAUUAUCUGUGAUUACUUGUAUAUUUCUAAAAACACAAACUAUUCAUCCUAUAUUUAAACUAUUAGAUAUGAUUUCUAGUGUUUAUAUACCACAGUUGUAUAUUUUAACUAUAACACAUAUUUACACAUAAAUUCUAGUGUUUAUAUACCACAGUUAUCAAAAAAUAAAACAAAGAAAUGAUUUGAAAGUGUUAAGAUAAUAACCACUUAUGAAUUAAUUGUUUUAUAACAAUCUUAAAUCACCAUGAUAGGUGCUUUACUUUUUUUGUUUGUGUUGAGGAACUUUUUCAGACGUAAGAGUUACAUGUUUGAAAUUUUCAAGAAUUGGUUUAUCAUGUAAUAUAUGUACUAUAUAUGUAUGCAGAAUCUUUAAUAUAUUAAUUUAUUUGAGCCGUUUAGAUGUGAUAAUAAUUGCCAAUUUUGAUUGGAAAAUGAGGAAAAAUUAAAUUUCAUUUGGGAAUGGCAUUGUAAAUACUGAUGAUUAUUAUGUGGUCCCUUAUGAGAAAGUAAACCCAUGGUUUUUAGACCAUUACUUUAUUCCAAUGACCUGUCGACGUAAAUACAUUUUCAACUUCUUCAUUAGGGUCGAGGGCCAUGAAACUUAUUUUUACUUAAUUGAAGUCUUACUGAUAUUUUUAGUCGCUUAUUGACUCAACCAGUUCCCAAUGCAUUCUUACAAUGUAUAAAUUUCUGUUUGAUCUUUCACACAGGAUAGACAAGUCAAAUUAUUUUGUAAAGAACAAUAUUCAUGUAGCCAAAGUGAAAAUGAAAAAUGAAAUGAAAUGGGGAUUAACGUCCUACUGUUCUGCACCUAUACGGGCAUACGCCAUGCCGUGUGCUAUGAGGGAAAUUUCGCCUGGACAGUGGCACUAUGGCCUACUCUUAUAUCAAAUUCCAACUGUCAAGGGAUCUUUUACAUGCUCGACAAUAUAUACACGGGACCUCGGUUUUUCGUCACAUCCAAAUGUCUAGACAACUGUCCUUGUCAGGACACCCCCCGUCCUGCAUCACUGUCAAGGGGAACCAAAGUCAAUAUAAUCUGGACUGGAUGGAUUCUAACUAGACUGGUAAGGGAUAUGUAUGGUCUAGCAACUCUCAAAAUGCUUAGCAUGUCAUUUAUUCAUAUUUAACUCAGAUAGUGGAUAUACAGAUGCAUUUAUUGGGGUAAUCUUCCGUACCCAUUAGACUAAGGAAAAAUAUGAUGCUGUCAUUUUUCACUUUUUAUGAAUUUAUUAUGUAUUUAAAGUAGUAUAAUGUCAUAAUUUGUAGAUAUUGGUAAUGAUUACUUUGCUAUCGUAAAUAUUUUGAAGAUUUAAACGCAUUUAUAUAUCCAAGACAAUGUAUUAUGAACCUUAUAAGGUGUGGGACUCUUGUUUUUCAUCAGAUCAACUGUAUAUAUUGUAAUACCGUUAUUUUAAUGCCUUUAUGUUAUUGAAGUCUAUGAAAUUAUAUCUAUUUUUUCUUUAUCCUGUUGCAUCUAUAUUUUCAGGUUAAAACAUUAUAUACAAUUCAGCUGAAAAGAGUAAAUUGAUUAAUUUUCAAUUCAUAUCUAACAAGUCCCAGAAAAAGAUUCUGUUUCAUUAGUAUCGCCUGUAUCAGGCUGUUUUGAUGUUGUCUAUAAGUUACAGUAUUGAUGUGACAAGUUGUAUUAAUUCUUUUGAUUUUCAUUCCAACAAGCAUUAACAUAUAUGUUAUGGUAUUUUGAUUACUUACAGUUUAGAAUUGAAAGUGUUGACAUUCACUAUGUUUCAUUGUUCUCUGAAUUUGAGUAGAACAGUUCAAAUAUUAUCUAUAUGUAGAAAGUCCAUGUGAAAUACAAUUGAAGUUAUAUUGAUAUUCAACAUUUGGUUAGUAUCUUUCUGGUGAAAUCAAAUACUGGAUUUCUCGAUAUAUACAAGGCACAAUUUUAUACAUGUUACUGGUAAUUCAAAAUACCAGCUUUUAAGAGCUCAAAUACUUUAAUAUUUUAUUGAAUUGAGUUCACCCAAACAGGAAUAAAGUGUCUGUAAGUGUUAAGAGAAUAUGCAUGUAUAAAUAUAUUUUGAAUUAUUUAUUGUAUGUGUAAAUAAUUGACAUAAUAUAAACAUUCUAUCUUA